UGUACAAAGGUAAGACAUAGUAGGCUACACCUGUACAAAGGUAUUCGAUACUCAGGAUAGAAUGAAGACCGAUGUCAUGCGUGGAAGCUUCCAAUAGCACUCAACAAAUGACUUUAACCCUAACAUAAAUAAUGCAAUUACAGGACAAAAACUAGAUUGUUAAAAGUUUAUUUUAUUAUUAUUCCUCUGUGUAUGAUCUGCAAAUAAUUCCCCCGAACUACUGUUUCGACAUUUGCAGCCAUUUUUUUGUAAGGGCAAGAAAAAAUGACACACGUCAAUCAUGGGCAAAGAGCCUACAAUAAUUGCCUACUCAAGGUCAAAACGGUGGGAAAAGCAAACUCAAUGGAUUACAAAGUAGCCGCCUGUGCUUUGUGGACUACCUUCUUUCAACUAACUCCAGGUUGAAACCUGUUUUACAAUAGUCCUGAAGGAGUUUCCUUGCUGAACACAACAUUUGUGUUAUGUCAUAGGUUUUUAGUAGGCUAUUAUUGACAUAGAAAAUAGUAAAAAUGAAGAAAAGCGUUCUGAAUGCUAGGUGCUUAACAUCGAGACUCCUCAUCCUCAUUGUUUCUACCAAAUUCUGUGUCGGACUGGACAAUGAGUCCAGUCCCAAACCCAAUUUUGUCCUCAUGAUGGUGGACGACUUGGGUAUUGGAGACAUUGGUUGCUAUGGAAAUGACACAAUCAGGACCCCAAACAUUGACCAGCUGGCUCUGGACGGCGUGAAACUGAGCCAGCACAUCGCUGCCGCUCCUCUGUGUACCCCUAGCAGAGCUGCGUUUAUGACGGGCCGAUACGCCCUGCGGUCAGGGCUUGGGGCUGUCGGGAGAGUACAGGUGAUUCUUUUUUUGGGUGGCUCUGGGGGACUCCCUCCUAGUGAGACGACGUUUGCCAAGCUCCUGCAGAAAGAGGGCUACACGACUGGUAUUGUUGGAAAAUGGCAUUUGGGGCUGAAUUGUGAGAGCAGGAAUGACCACUGCCAUCAUCCCAACAACCAUGGUUUUAACUAUUUCUACGGGCUUCCUUUCACCCUGUUUAACGACUGCAAGCUCGGAGAGGGCUCUGAUGUGUUAGCUGACAUACAACUGAAGCUGUGGAAUCUCACUGUUCUGCUUGGCCUAGCGCUGCUCACACUAGUCUGUGUGCGUGCCACUGGCCUGUUGGCGGUGAGUGGAACAGCGAUGGUGCUCGUCGCUCUUCUCUGGCUCCUGGCGUUUGGGGUGUGGUAUGUGCCGUUUCGCCUGCACACCUGGAACUGUAUCCUGAUGAGGAACCAGGAAGUGGUGGAGCAGCCCAUGAAUCUCGAAUCACUCACAGAGCGCCUCGUUAAUGAAGCCGAGCAGUUUGUUGAGAGGAACCAGCACAAGCCUUUCAUGCUGUUCCUGUCCCUGGCACACGUGCACACUCCACUCUUCACAUCCAAAGGCUUUGCUGGAAAAAGCAAAAAUGGGCUCUAUGGGGACAAUGUUGAGGAGGUGGACUGGAUGAUAGGCCGGAUGGUGAAUGCCAUCGACAGGCUCAGCCUAUCCAACAAGACUCUAAUGUACUUCACUUCAGACCACGGAGGAUUCAUAGAGGACUCGGAUGCACGUGGACCGAAAGGUGGCUGGAAUGGAAUCUACAGAGGAGGAAAAGCCAUGGGUGGUUGGGAGGGGGGAAUCCGUGUCCCCGGAAUAUUCCGCUGGCCCGGCAGACUGGCCGCAGGAAAAGUGAUAGAUGAGCCCACCAGCCUGAUGGAUAUCUACCCCACGCUGGUGAACCUCGCUGGAGGACAGCUGCCACAGGACAGAGUGUUGGAUGGCCAUGACCUGAUGCCACUAAUGGAGGGCAGGACGGAGCGCUCUGAACACGAGUUCAUGUUCCACUACUGUGGCAUGUACCUCAACGCCGUCCGCUGGCACCCCCCCGGCAGCGACGCCAUUUUCAAGGUGCAUUUCUUCACCCCCAACUUUUCCCCGCCCGGAGCCGGCGGUUGCUAUGAGAUCGGGAUCUGCAUGUGCCACGGGGAGUUUGUCACCUACCACGACCCUCCGCUGCUGUUCGACCUGGCCGAGGACCCGUCCGAGAGCACCGCUCUGACCGCGGAGAGCGAGCCUCUCUACGCCGAGGUGCUGCGCAGGGUCAGCCACGCCGUGGAGGACCACCGCCGGACGCUGCAGCCCGCGCCCAAUCAGCUGUCGUGGGAGAACGUCCUGUGGCGGCCCUGGCUCCAGCCCUGCUGCGGAACCUUCCCCCUCUGCUCCUGCUCAGAGGCCAACGGCACAGCGCCACCUGCUGCAUGAACACGGCACUGCAAUACAGAGGCUCGCUGCCACAGGCUUUUUUUGGCCAUCAGGUUCAUCUCCACACCAAAACAACACACAAUGUGAAAAAGGCUUCAAUGAUGAGGUCUUUACCCCAUACAUGCACGUGUCGUCCUUUAUAAAUUGUUGUAAAUUGUAAGCCAGAACAAUUUACUGUCAAUUCAGUUAAAUUUUUCUUCUCACAUUCCUUCAGCUGUUUGUCCAGCGUAUGUUUAAAUGGAGCACAAACCAAUUGGCUCCGUGGCCAAGUCAUACACUACUCCAGCUUAGUUGCUCCAGAAGUGUGGUAGGGAGGGAUAGCAUUCGUGAUUGAAUGCUGAGCACAAACACUAGAGACCAUUCCCCAGAAUCAGUGACUGUAUCUCUAAUUAUUUCUGAUCCCAAAUAUGGUGGGGAAUGGAUAUUAUAAUGCUUUGUAGGGAUUUUUGUAUGUAGGCGAGUUUAUCAGGGAAUUCAAACCCAAACUAAAAGUGUCUGUUUUUUUCAAUGAUUCUCUCUUUGUCUGCCUAUAUUGAAAAACUGAAAUACAAAGCUAAUCCAUAAUGCAAGUGCACUUUCAGAUGUAUCAACCUUGCCUCAAAAAAUGUCAUUCCUACUGAAGGACCAAAGGAUUGAAUACUAGGUUGCACAGCUGACCAAAGGGAGGCAGUAUAUCCCACCUCAAGUGUACUGUACACACUUCUGUAUACUGCACUCCUUUGAGUUCUUCAUUUUGUGUUCUUUAAGGGAGUAUGCUGUGAAAUUAAUUUUCCAUCUAAUGAGGAAUAUAGUAUUAAGGGAAGUUAAACUCCAUCUUAAAUAUUAUUCAUGAACGUUUGAAGAAGAGAAACCUGUAGCAUGUGAAGAUUGUUAUUACGACAAUUUCAGUAUUAUACCAAACUUGCUGAGUUUAGGUGUCAAAAGCACAAGAAAACAUAUCUCUAUCUAGAGAUCUAAACAUCUAGACUAAGCGCUUACUUAUGGCCCUAUGUAUGUACUGUUUUGAUGACCCUAGGACUGGUGGAGCAGAUUCCUGUCAGUUUACCAUGCCUUUGCUCAUGGGAACAUCAUCAGUUUUUUAAUUUUUUUUAUGUUGUUAUUGCAACCUUUGGAUAUGUAUCGCAUUCAUUAAAAUAAUAUU
Sardina pilchardus (European sardine) is the source of this 3423-nucleotide messenger RNA. It is a transcript of the gene arsh, whose product is annotated as arylsulfatase H. The transcript is spliced from 10 exons. Lineage: Eukaryota; Metazoa; Chordata; Actinopteri; Clupeiformes; Clupeidae. The record is from RefSeq and is a predicted model, not a curated record. Gene Ontology annotation, molecular function: arylsulfatase activity. The coding region runs from base 510 to 2282 and encodes 590 amino acids.